Messenger RNA from Cyprinodon tularosa, 4153 nucleotides. It is a transcript of the gene adam9a, whose product is annotated as ADAM metallopeptidase domain 9. The record is from RefSeq and is a predicted model, not a curated record. Gene Ontology annotation, cellular component: plasma membrane. The coding region runs from base 187 to 2655 and encodes 822 amino acids. Lineage: Eukaryota; Metazoa; Chordata; Actinopteri; Cyprinodontiformes; Cyprinodontidae. Gene Ontology annotation, molecular function: metalloendopeptidase activity. The transcript has 24 exons. Gene Ontology annotation, biological process: proteolysis.
GCUGAAAACCACAGCGGACAGAACCGGACAUCAGAGCCGCUGUCGGGUGUUCGCAGAGGAAUGGGUCGGUCCAGGAAGGAAGCCUCCGCUGGGUGUUCGGAGUAAAACCGUCCGGGUGGAGACGACCUGAGGGGGACUCAGAGGGGGGAGGAAGGGGAGAGUUUCGGUUCUGGGAAGAAGGAGAAGAUGAAGAUGAGAGGAGGAAGAGGAGCGGAGCUGCUGGGACUCUGCGGGAUUCUGGUUCUGCUGAGCAGGAGGGGUCACUGCGGAGGCUCCCAGCAGACGGAGGGGCUCUCCUCGUACCAGCUGACUGUUCCUCGGCCAAUAGGAGGCCGGCUGAAGAGGGACGCUGAUGGAAGCCCGCCCAGUCAGGUGUCCUUUAUCAUCCCCAUGGACGGACAGCAGCUGCUGGUCCAUCUGGACCGGAACCAGAUCCUGCUGCCGCCGGAUUUCACGGUCUUCACCUACGGCCCAAACGGAUCCCCGAUCACGUCCAGACCUGCCGUCCAGGACCACUGUCACUAUCGGGGCUCCGUUCAGGACAUGGACGGUUCCGCCGCGGCUAUGAGCAUCUGCAACGGCCUCAGAGGAGUUUUACAUCUGAGUCAUGGCAGCUAUGGGAUCGAGCCGCUAGAGUCCGACCCCGAGCAGCAUAUGCUGUACCGCCUACAGGAUGUGACAUCACAGCCCAGAGGAUGUGGAACGCCUCACGUUGAGCACGGCACGGAGCACGCUCAGUACGGACCGCAGGAGAUCCAGCACCAACAGCACAGCAGGGUAAAGAGAGCCGUUCUCCAUAAGACCCACUAUGUGGAGCUGCUGCUGGUGGUGGACAACGACAGGUUUAAUCACAUGAACAGAAACGAGACGGCGGUCAGAGAGCAGAUGGUUCAGCUGGCCAACCUGGUAGACAGUAUCUACAUGCAGCUGAAGGUCAGGGUGGUCCUGGUGGGCCUGGAGAUCUGGACCAACCAGAACCCGUUCAGCACAGACGGAUCGGCUGGAGAGGUUCUGGGCCGCUUCACUCAGUGGAGGGAGAAGGAGCUGGUUCCUCGGCGCCGACACGACUCGGCCCAGCUCAUCCUGAUGAAGAGCUUCGGAGCGACAGCAGGAAUGGCCUUCGUCUCCACGGUGUGCUCCAGAAGCCAUGGAGGAGGCAUCAAUGCGUUCCUCAACAACAACGUUCCGUCCUUCGCCUCCAUCGUGGCUCAUGAACUCGGACACAACCUGGGGAUGAACCACGACGACGGACGCUCCUGCUUCUGUUCCGCCUCCAACUGCAUCAUGCACUCCGGAGCUACUGGAUCCAAAACCUUCAGCAGCUGCAGUGCCGACGACUUUGAGAAGAUGAUCCUGUCCACAGGAGGGACGUGUCUCCUGAACAUCCCUCGACCCGACGAGGCCUACAGCGCCCCCUACUGUGGAAACCAGCUGGUGGACAUCGGAGAGGAGUGCGACUGUGGAUCAGAGAAGGAGUGUGAGGACGACCCCUGCUGUGAAUACAAGACGUGCAAACUAAAGCCUGGAGCUCAGUGUGCGCACGGAGAGUGCUGUUCCAAAUGUCAGUUCCUGCCGGGCGGAACCGUCUGUCGCUCCAAGAAAGACGCCGAGUGUGACAUCCCAGAGUACUGCAACGGCUCCACCCCCUUCUGUCAGAGCGACGUCUUCGUCCAGAACGGGCAUCCCUGCAGGAACCAGGAGGCCUACUGUUUCAACGGAAGGUGUCAACACUACGACGGACAGUGCAAAGCCCUGUUUGGAUCCAAGUCCAAGGCUGCUCCAGACCUCUGCUUCAAGGACGUCAACAGCAAAGGAGACCGCUUCGGCAACUGCGGAUACCAACACUAUGGCUACAAGAAGUGUGAGAGCAGAAACGCAAAGUGUGGAAAACUGCAGUGCCUGAACUUGGGGUCUGAAACGGUUUUCGGCAUCCAUCCGGCGAUCAUCACCACUCCCACAGAGGGAGGAGCCAAGUGCUUUGGAGUGGACUUCAUGCUGGGCUCGGACGUUCCCGACCCGGGCAUGGUCAACGAAGGAACCAAGUGUGGCGACAACAAGGUGUGUUUGAACUACGAGUGUCGUAACGCGGAUGUCCUGAACUACGACUGUGACAUGGAGAACAAGUGCCACGGUCACGGGGUGUGUAACAUUAACAAGAACUGUCACUGCGAUUACGGCUGGGCUCCGCCUUUCUGUGAGCACCCGGGGUACGGCGGCAGCGUGGACAGCGGACCUGCCUGGAACGAUAAGGACACGUCCGUCAGGGACGGCCUGCUGGUCUUCUUCCUCCUCGUUCUUCCUCUGAUUGCUCUGGGAGCGUUUGUUUUCCUGCGCAGGAACGAGCUGCUGCGGCGCCUCGGACUGAGCGGCAGGAAGAGGUCACAGGGAUACCAGGCUGACGGAGCGGCCUCCACCAAUCCCAGCAGAGCUCCGCCCCCCAGGGCGCAGCCACCACCUGUUGGUCGCAGCAACGCAAACGGCACGGUCAGAGACGGGCAAAACAGUCAGCUGCUGCCACCUCAGAAGAUGGUUCAGACCAGCACCACGGCUCCGCCCUUCGCUGCGAGGCCGCCUCCCCCUCCUCUAAAACCCAAACCUUCUGCUGCAUCUCAACCUUUGGUGCCUCAAAGACCCGCCCCCGCUCCCCCUGUUUAACCAAUCAGGGGGCUUCCUCUCUUGCCCACCCUCUUCCUCCUGAAUUUCAGCCCGCUCCAUGCAGAGCUGGUUGCCUAGCAACAUGCAGGAGCCUCGCCGGAGGCGCGUGGGUCAGAGAGCGAACCGGACUCAGACGGGAGCGAACCCCUGAAGCUGCAACCUAACCAGCCAAUCAGAUUGUAGAGAUUCCAAAAUAGAUCCUCCUCCUAGAGUAAACAGAUAAUAUAGCCUUCCACUGGGCCUUUACCAGUUUCCCAGUAACAUGCGGGACUGCAGACUGCAGUUCUGGUCCAAUAAAAGCAAUAAAAUGACAUCAUAUCCUUCAUAAGAUUUGAUUUUAAAACGCAUCUGAUAGUUCUGGAUCUACCAUGAAAACGAAGCAUAACUUCAGUGUUAGCGUCGAUGCUAAUCAGUGCGUCACACCCUGGAGGUGAUGAUGACUUUAUUACAGUUUGGAGCAUUUCUAACAUUAAUUUAAAUCACCUGCAGGGCGUUUCCCUCCAUUAUAUCGUUAGCUGUGCCACAGCGUCCGACAAACUGCUAACUGAGUGAAGGAUCUGCGUACCGCUGCUUCCUGGAUGUCCUGGACGUGAAAUCGGCAGUUAGCGUUAGCAUCAUGAACCGAUGCUACAAACACUUAUCAGUCGAUCCAAUCUGCGAUCGUCUACUGACAUUUGUUUUGCAUAAUCAUCAGCUGUCAGUGUUAGCAUCAACAGUCAGACGUUAGUGUUAAAGAGCUCUACUCUCAUGGCAGUUAUCAUGCUUGUUUUAAAUCCUGGUGUAUUAAAACUCACCAGUUAAACCAGUUAAACAUCAAAGCCUUCUGGAAAAACAGAUUUGGGAGAUUUUUCAUAAAGAGGAACGAGUUUUUAGGUUAGAAAGCUAACCUCACUCUGAUUGGCUGGUUUGGACACAGGGGGCGGAGCCUGCUCUCUUUGAUUUUUUUUUUUCCCUUUUUUUUUCUGUGGUGUUGAACUGCAGCUCUGCCCAGCGCUGUCAUAGGAAUGUAACGCACCCUCCAAGCCGCCGUGUGGAGGUGCGUUUAGUUUCCCCACCUGGCCCGGCCCGGAUCGCUCAGUAUUCAGCCAGUACGGGGCCCCCUCUGUGCGCGGGGCCCCCUCUGUGCGCGGGGCCCCCUCUGUGCGCGGGGCCCCCUCUGUGCGCGGGGCCCCCUCUGUGCGCGGGGCCCCUGGGACAUUUAGUCUGGUACAAGCGUCUCCACUGGGAGUGUGCGCACAUUUUAUACGGUUUAAUUUCAAAGGAAUCCUCUGGAACACUUCAGACCACUUGGAUCGAUGCACUCUAAUCAAAGCAGGGAUUUUUACUCCACCAGUAAACCAAACGCUCCUGCUGGUGAGCAGCACUGCAACGGCUCAACCUGGAUCUGCACUGUCGGGAGGAGGACUUCCUGUUUCCCCUGCUUGUUUUGCACAGGACUCCACUGUUGGGGCUAACUUGGUGCCAAUGACUGUCCAACACCCAAUCAGGGCGUGAGACG